This is a messenger RNA of Erpetoichthys calabaricus (reedfish), 1485 nucleotides long. RefSeq names its product zinc finger protein 277 (gene znf277). Bases 100 to 1434 code for a protein of 444 amino acids. The record is from RefSeq and is a predicted model, not a curated record. The transcript has 12 exons. NCBI's taxonomy places the organism in Eukaryota, Metazoa, Chordata, Cladistia, Polypteriformes, Polypteridae.
ACUUGGAUUCCCAACAACGAUUGCGAAGCCACGCGACUUGGGCUGCGCCCAAUCAACGGGAUGUCUUUUGUGGCGCGUCAUAUAUUACGCGACUAGAAGAUGUCAAGCAUGGCCACAGUUUCUGGUCUGCAAUAUACUAAAGAUGAGAAAGAUGCCAUUUUGGAACCAUUGUCUCUACCUGAAAGUCAAAGUACCAAUACACCUGUAAAGAUCCACACAUCUGUAUCCUGCAUCCUGUGUGAAGAAAAUUUCAUGCUUUCAGCCAAAGAUGUUCUUUUGAAACAUUUUGUUCUGGAACAUAAGCUUGUGAUUGCAGAUGUCAAAUUAAUAGCAGACUUUAGAAGGUACAUUAUGUACUGGAAGAACCGAUUUAAAGAACAGUCAAUUGUUGACUUCUGCAGUAUAAUAAGAACAAAUACAGAUGGUCCUGUUGAAUCUCAAGAAGAUUAUUUCUUGUUAUGUGACGCUUUACCAGAGGACAGAGUUCUUCGAGAACAACUUCAGCAAAAGAGACUGGAAGAGGUCCUAGAGCAGCAGCAGCAAGAGCGAAAUGACAACUGGUUUCACUGUGUCUGUCUAUUUUGUACUGAGGAAUUCACAGAGAACAGGUCUGAAAUUCUUAACCAUAUGGCAAAAGAUCACGGCUUCAACAUGGGAUUGCCUGACAAUAUUGUGUAUGUUGGUGAGUUCCUGACAAUGCUGAAGAAAAAACUUGAUAACUUGCAGUGUCUUUACUGUGAAAAAGUCUUCAGGGAUAAAAAUACCCUGAAAGAUCAUAUGAGGAAGAAACAGCAUCGCAGAAUAAAUGCGAAAAACAAAGAAUAUGACCAGUUCUAUGUUAUCAACUAUUUGGAACUAGGAAAAACGUGGGAAGAAGUUCAGUCUGAAGAUGACCGGGAAAUGACAGAUGAUCAAGAUGAUGAUUGGUCUGACUGGCAAGAUCACCCUGUUUGUGCUGUUUGCUUGUUUUGUGAUUAUCAGUCAGAAACAACAGAUAAACUUUAUAGUCACAUGAAGGAUUUUCAUGGCUUUGACCUUCAAAAACUAAAGACUAAUUUAGGGCUAGGAUUUUACCGUCAAGUAAAAUUAAUAAACUUCAUCAGACGAGAAAUUUAUCAGUGCAGAUGUUAUGGCUGCCAGGAAAAGUUUUCCAGUAAAGCCGAUGUUUUUAAACAUGUGGACAAAGCUAAACAUAUAAUGAAAUUGCCAGAUAUAUCAGUGUGGGACCAGCCACAGUAUUAUUUUCCAACCUAUGAAAAUGAUGCUCUGCUUUGCACAUUGUCAGAUGAUGAAGCAGAAUCGGACAAUACUGAUCAAGACAAAGAUGUACCUGUAAUUUCUGAAGAUAUUUCAAAUUUGAGAGUACUGAAACAGAGCAGUGUUUUAAAUCAGCUGCUAAAAUCUAAAUCAACAGCCGGUAACUGGGAUUUAUGAAACAAACGUAAAUACAGGUCUUUGUUUAAUUUUGUUUGCUUUUGUAUUAAU